CCUCUGACGACCACGAUGUCGGCGGCGAUAUCCGUGUCAGCCGUGGUCCCGCCGGCGGCGGCCGUGGCGCGGGCGCGGACGCUGCUCUGCGUGCCCGCGACGGCGCGCGCGCCGCGGGAGAUGGCGGCGGAGGUGGCGGCUGCCGCCGCGCUCGGCGCCGACCUAGCGGAGCUCCGCCUCGACCGCCUGGCCGGGUUCGCCCCGCGCCGGGACCUGCCCGCGCUCCUCGCCAAGCCCCGCACGCUCCCCGCCCUAGUCACCUACAGGCCCAAAUGGGAAGGAGGCGAAUACGAAGGUGAGGAUGAACCGCGGUUCGAGGCGCUUCAAUUGGCAAUGGAACUCGGAGCUGAAUACGUCGAUAUUGAGCUCAAGGUCGCCGACAAAUUUAUAAAGUUCAUGUCUGGAAAGAAACCUGAAACUUGUAAGCUCAUCGUUUCAUCCCACAACUAUGAGAACACUCCGUCGGCGGAAGAGCUUGGAAAAUUGCUGGCUCAGAUACAAGCGACAGGAGCUGACAUUGUGAAAAUUGCAACCACUGCUACUGAAAUUGUUGAUGUGUCAAGAAUGUUUCAAAUACUCGUACACUGCCAAGAAAAACAGGUGCCGAUCAUAGGACUGGUGAUGAACGACAGAGGUUUUAUUUCUCGUGUUCUUUGCCCCAAAUUUGGCGGAUACCUUACUUUUGGCUCUCUUGAAAAAGGAAAAGAAUCUGCACCUGCACAGCCAACCGUUGCAGACCUGAUUAAUGUGUACAACAUCAGACAGAUAGGACCAGAUACUAAGGUGUUUGGUAUUAUUGGAAAGCCUGUUGGCCACAGUAAAAGCCCAAUUUUGCACAAUGAAGCUUUCAGAUCAGUUGGUUUGAAUGCUGUUUAUGUUCCAUUUUUGGUGGAUGACUUGGCUAAGUUUCUCCAUACCUACUCUUCUCCAGACUUUGCUGGCUUCAGUUGUACAAUUCCCCAUAAGGAAGAUGCAGUUAGGUGCUGUGAUGAGGUCGAUCCUAUUGCCAGGGAUAUUGGAGCUGUUAAUACAAUCAUUAGAAAACCUAAUGGGAAUCUUGUAGGCUACAAUACUGACUAUGUUGGUGCAAUUUCUGCCAUUGAGGAUGGAAUAAGAGCAACACAAUCAACACGUUCCACCACGUCACCACUGGCUGGAAGACUUUUUGUCGUUAUUGGGGCUGGUGGUGCAGGGAAGGCACUUGCUUAUGGUGCAAAAGAGAAGGGAGCAAGAGUUGUAAUAGCAAACCGUACUUUCGCACGUGCUCAAGAACUUGGCAACUUAAUUGGUGGGCCUGCUUUGACUCUUGCGGAGUUAGAAAACUACCAUCCGGAGGAAGGGAUGAUUCUUGCGAACACAACAGCAAUAGGAAUGCAUCCAAAUACCAAUGAUACUCCUCUAUCCAAGCAAGCGCUUAAAUCUUAUGCUGUUGUCUUCGAUGCGGUCUACACACCAAAAGAGACAAGACUUCUUAGAGAAGCUGCAGAAUGCGGAGCCACAGUUGUUAGCGGUUUGGAGAUGUUCAUAAGGCAAGCAGAGGGUCAAUUUGAGCAUUUCACGGGCAUGCCAGCUCCAGAUAGCUUGAUGCGUGAUAUUGUUCUGACAAAGACAUGAAAAGCGGUUGAUGGUAAAUUCCGAGCACUUGCAACUUCGUUGGAUAACCCUAGCACCAUGAAGGGAAAUGGUAGAGCAGCAGCCAAGUCUCGUUUGUGAGAGAUACAUCCUUGUCUGCUGGUUUUUGUAUCAGAUUUGGGUUCACCAGUCAGUUUGUGUAGAUUAUGAGAUGGCUUCAGAUUGAAAUUUUUGCAUUGUAUAGCUCAGUAUGGACGCACCAAAUUCAAGGAAGCUUUGCUUGCCAGACUCCA
Lolium rigidum is the source of this 1865-nucleotide messenger RNA. Its product is annotated as bifunctional 3-dehydroquinate dehydratase/shikimate dehydrogenase, chloroplastic-like. The transcript has 11 exons. Gene Ontology annotation, biological process: chorismate biosynthetic process; shikimate metabolic process. The record is from RefSeq and is a predicted model, not a curated record. Gene Ontology annotation, molecular function: shikimate 3-dehydrogenase (NADP+) activity; 3-dehydroquinate dehydratase activity; NADP binding. Bases 16 to 1614 code for a protein of 532 amino acids. NCBI's taxonomy places the organism in Eukaryota, Viridiplantae, Streptophyta, Magnoliopsida, Poales, Poaceae.